CGUUGAUCUCGUUUCGCUUCUGCAGUGAGACUUUACUGUUCAUUUGGAUAAGGUUGCACCUAGCUACAUGUUGUUUUCGAGUCCUUGUUUCGUUUAGAUAAAGUAUUCCAUCGAAGGAUGAGCGAUAACGAUGACAUCGAGGUCGAUAGUGACGAAGAAUCGCCGAGAUUUAACUCUGGGGCAGACAAACGGGCACAUCACAAUGCUCUGGAACGCAAGCGCAGGGACCACAUCAAAGACAGUUUUCACAGCCUGCGCGAUUCCGUCCCUGCCUUGCAAGGGGAAAAGGUUGGUAAACCUUCGGCAUCUCGAGCUCAGAUCCUAGACAAAGCCACAGAGUACAUCCAGUACAUGAGGCGGAAAAACCACACACACCAGCAGGAUAUUGACGACCUCAAGAGACAGAACGCCUUGUUGGAGCAGCAAGUCCGUGCACUGGAGAAGGUGAAGGGGCUGCAGGGCAGCUACAAUUCAUCGGACGGCAGCCGCUACACCAACGCCAAGGGCAGCACCGUGUCCGCGUUCGACGGCGGCUCUGGGUCCAGCUCCGAGUCCGAGCCUGAGGAGCCGCCCACACGAAAGAAGCUCCGCGCCGAGGCCAGCUAAAGACCCCUCACAUCCAGUGAGUGGAGGAGGAGGAGGAGGAGGGGAUAAAAUGGCCCCUAUUGCUUUCUUCAGCCCCCGUCAAAUCCACCCCCCCCCCAGGCUCUCCACUCCGCUUCCAGCUCUGUCCAUCCCUCUCCGGUCACCUGUCUCGCUCUGUGACACACCCCCCCCCCCCCCCCCCCCCCCCCCCAAAAAAAAAUCUUAGUCCAGAAGAGGGGGCAAAAAAGCCAGCCUACAGGAGGACGACAUCUUCGCCAUUUUAAUUUCUCUGAAGAAAGGAAAUGAGUUUCGUGUAACUUCCUGUUUUGUUUUCGUUUGGUCACCUCCUUCUCCCCCUUUUCAUCGGCUCUGUCUGAGCCCCCACUCCCAGCAGCGGCGUCUUGGCAACAACAAACAGGACUGUCCAGAUUGCCGGAUGAGGCAGCUUCGCUUCUUACGGACUCCAUGCAUCUUUUUUGCCUUUUUGAUUUCUCCUUCCUUCCUUAAAAAUCUGUUCCCAUUAACCUCCAUGUGGAGUCCGGAGGAGCAGGGGAGAGACGUGUAUCUCCAAGCACUGCGAGGGGGUAAAAAAAAAAAAUUAACUUUCGUUUACGCGUCAUCCCUUUUUGUUUUGUUUCCUGUUUUGGUAAUCUUAAAAGAACCUGUUUAGAACAACACACAGCCCACUACAAACUGUCACCCAGGAGCAGUUUACCUUUGUAGAAACAAACAACAAAGAUAAAUGGAAUAUUUUUUUCCACAAAAGAAUGUGAUUCUACAUAGCAGCAAUGAUUGACCUGUAAGCAAGCUCACCUCAGGAUUCUCCAAAGUGGUUGAACACGUUUGUUAAUGGAUAAAGAAAAGUGAAAUUCCUUUUAUUUUGAAAUUGAUGUCAUGGAGUAGAGACAUUUUUCCCAAACUUGUGCUUUUGUCCAUUUAGCUUGAUGUAGAGAAUGAAUUUAGAUGGCUUACUUCAGUUUAGAUUUCAGGGUUUUGUAAUUGAAAAAAAAAAAAAAAAAAAAUUGGAUUACUUUCAAAGCCUCUGAAUAUGUUGUACAAUUUGUAUUGGUCACGCAUACUUGGGAACACUGCUGGUGUGCUAGAUGUACUUCUCUCGUGUUAUGAAAAACAUAGAAUGUCAAGUCACAUUUUUUUGAUUGAGGUAAAAAGAAGGAAUGGUAGCUGUUGUGUUUUUGCUUUACAAGGUAAACUUUUAAAUGUUGCGGGUUUAAAUUUAAAGGGGUUCAAAGAACCUCCCCCAUAAAAGCAUUUUGCCUGUUGGAGGUGUGAGCGCGUGUGUGUGUGUGUGCGCGUGUGUGUCUUGAGUGUAUGUAUGUAUGUAUCUUUUACCAUUUGUGUUUUUUUCCCAUUUAGGACAUUUAGAGUAUACUAAAUAGGUAUUUUGUUUGUUUAAUUCCAUUCCAUGGAAACUACAGGUAUGUUGUACAUACUGCCAACAACUGUCUUGCAAGUUGAGGCCUACCUUUACUAUGAGACUAUAAAUAAAAAAAAAAAAACUAUUUUAUCCUUUA
Messenger RNA from Alosa sapidissima (American shad), 2117 nucleotides. RefSeq names its product protein max. The transcript has 5 exons. The coding region runs from base 118 to 606 and encodes 162 amino acids. The record is from RefSeq and is a predicted model, not a curated record. Gene Ontology annotation, cellular component: RNA polymerase II transcription regulator complex. Gene Ontology annotation, molecular function: protein dimerization activity; DNA-binding transcription factor activity. NCBI's taxonomy places the organism in Eukaryota, Metazoa, Chordata, Actinopteri, Clupeiformes, Clupeidae. Gene Ontology annotation, biological process: positive regulation of transcription by RNA polymerase II.